Molecule: messenger RNA, 986 nt
Organism: Aspergillus aculeatinus CBS 121060
Lineage: Eukaryota; Fungi; Ascomycota; Eurotiomycetes; Eurotiales; Aspergillaceae
Product: SDR family oxidoreductase
Exons: 1
Coding region: 101-901 (266 amino acids)
Cellular component (GO): intracellular anatomical structure
Molecular function (GO): oxidoreductase activity, acting on NAD(P)H, oxygen as acceptor
Source: RefSeq, a predicted model, not a curated record
CCAACUCUUCCAAACUCAAUUCCAUCCAUCCAUCCAUCCAAACUCUCUCUCUCUCUCUCUCUUUCUUACCUACAUCAACCAACCACCCAACACCACCAAAAUGCCCAUCCCCGUCCCCAGCGCCAACAGCCUCCAGGACCUCUUCAGCCUCAAGGGCAAGGUCGUGAUCAUCACGGGCGCCUCCGGCCCGCGCGGCAUGGGCAUUGAGGCCGCGCGCGGCUGCGCCGAGAUGGGCGCCGACGUCGCCAUCACGUACGCCUCGCGGCCGGAGGGCGGCGAGAAGAACGCGGCCGAGCUCUCCAAGACCUACGGCGUCAAGGCCAAGGCCUACAAGUGCGACGUCGGCAACUACGACAGCGUGCAGAAGCUCGUGGACGACGUGAUCAAGGACUUCGGCAAGGUCGACGCCUUCAUCGCCAACGCCGGCCGCACCGCCAACAGCGGCAUCCUCGACGGCUCCGUCCAGGACUGGGAGGAGGUCAUCCAGACCGACCUCAACGGCACCUUCCACUGCGCCAAGGCGAUCGGCCCCCACUUCAAGAAGCAGGGCAAGGGCAGCUUCGUGAUCACCUCCAGCAUGUCCGGCCACAUCGCCAACUUCCCCCAGGAGCAGACCUCCUACAACGUCGCCAAGGCCGGCUGCAUCCACAUGGCCAAGUCGCUGGCCAACGAGUGGCGCGACUUCGCCCGCGUCAACAGCAUCUCCCCCGGCUACAUCGACACCGGUCUCUCCGACUUCGUCGACCAGAAGGUCCAGGAUCUGUGGAUGUCCAUGAUCCCCAUGGGCCGCAACGGUGAUGCCAAGGAGCUGAAGGGUGCCUAUGUCUACCUCGUCAGCGAUGCGAGCUCGUACACGACUGGUGCUGAUUUGUUGAUCGACGGUGGUUACUGCGUGCGGUAAAUGUAUCCCUGGAGGAUAUAAUAGAGAUACCUACCUAGCUCUUUUGAUGAGGUUAUAAUGAUAAUGUCAGGAACGUUUCAUGAUA